AUGACAUCAUGGCCAUUCGAAGGAUGGGGUCUUGACAUUGUUGGUCCAAUCACAUCAAAAUCAUCUGGUGGUCACGCUUACAUUCUAGUUGCCACUGAUUACUUUUCUAAGUGGGCUGAAUCUAUUCCCCUUCGUGAGGUGAAAAAAGAAAAUGUUGUUGACUUCAUUCGCACCCAUAUCAUUUACAGGUAUGGAGUACCUCAACGAAUCGUCACUGACAACGGAAAAACAUUCGUCAACAACUUGAUGAAUAACCUUUUCCAAAAGUUCAAGUUCACGCAACAUAAGCCAUCCAUGUACAAUGCUCCUGCAAACGGUCUAGCUGAAGCAUUUAACAAAACACUUUGUAAUUUGCUAAGCAAGGUCGUUGCAAAGUCUAAGCGUGAUUGGCAUGAAAAGAUAGGGGAAGCACUUUGGGCAUAUAGGACGAUAUACAAGAAUGCAACACAAUCUACUCCGUACGCGUUGGUGUAUGGUGUUGAGGCUAUCCUACCCUUAGAACUUCAAAUUCCAUCACUGCGAAUUGUCAUUCAAGAAGGUUUGACUAGUGAUGAAAAUGACAAGCUUUGA
Molecule: messenger RNA, 570 nt
Organism: Chenopodium quinoa (quinoa)
Lineage: Eukaryota; Viridiplantae; Streptophyta; Magnoliopsida; Caryophyllales; Amaranthaceae
Exons: 1
Coding region: 1-570 (189 amino acids)
Biological process (GO): DNA integration
Molecular function (GO): nucleic acid binding
Source: RefSeq, a predicted model, not a curated record